UAUUUGGCUUGUUGUGUGAAUAGUCUGUGCGUCCUGUCGCUUGUUGAUUUGCAAAAUGUAGUUAUAAAUGGCAUCAACAUAACCUUAUUUAUACCUUAAUUAUAACUUUAAAGAUAACUCUAAAUAUUUUGGACACAGGUCGCUUUUGGAGCUAUGGCGGGUUUUGAGGAGCCAGACUUGUUUCAGGUUUCAAUUAAAGCUCUGAAACCUUCUACACAAGACAUGGUUUGUAGCUUACUGAAUCCCUUGAAAGUUAUUCCAACAGAUGAAGGCCUGCCAAGGGACUGGAGAGGACUGGCACAGUUGGUUGGCCUGCACGGUGAAAAAAUUCCUCAGGUUUCUUCAAACCCAAAUCCUACAGAACAAGUUUUAAAGCAAUGGCAAGAGAACUCCAUAGGAUUACUACAGAAGUAUUUGGGAGAGCUCGAUCGAUGGGACAUUGUAGAUGACACUGAAGUUGUAAUGAAAAAUGAUGCCAUUGAAUACCUCAAAUCUGUUGAGAGGGCUUCCUCGUCAGCUUCUGUUCUAGAUGUGGAAACAGAUAAGCAGAUACUUACCAGAGAUGAUGUUAUUCGUGCAGAGAAAGGCUUAAAACCACAAACUUACAGUGCCUUUUUGCUGUAUGCAGAUGAAGAUGAGAAUUUUGCAAUGCAGGUUGUAGACCAGAUGGAAACAAAGUACAAAUUGAAGCUGUGUUUACGAGAUCGUGAUUUGAUUGGUGGUCUUGCAUUUGAACACGAAGCAAUUAUGAGACUAAUAUCUGAAAGAUGUAACCGAUUAAUUGUUGUUGUUUCUCCAAGCUUUCUUAAAAGUGAAGCAAACAAAUUUUUUGUUACAUUUGCUCAGGCUCUUGGCAUUGAUCAGAAGCACCGGAAAGUUGUACCUGUGCUGUAUCAGAAGUGCCAACUACCUCCUGAGCUGAGUUACUACUUCCUACUGGACUUCACUCGACCUGGCCACCUCUGGAAUUUCUGGGAGAAACUGCACGAUUCUAUUGCAGCUCCGAGUGCAAAUAGCAGGACCACAAGAGACUUCAGCAGGACUGAAGAAAUUACAAUAAAGAACAACAUAGAUGACAAAUUUAAGGAGCAUAUGGCUAGUGGACUGCCAUACCAUUCAGCACCACAUGACAUACAUGGAAGUGCGUUAUAUAAACCUCGCAGUUUGAAAGAUAUACCAUCAGAUUCAUUGUUCACACCUGUUAAGCAACAUACGUCUUCUGAUGGCAAACGUCUAAAGAAGAGCAAAUCACCUAGUCUAGAAAAUCUCAAACCGAAGGCUUGGUUGAAACGAUUUCUGCCAUCGUCCAGUCACAAGAAGAAAGGCAGUAAAGUAGCAGAAGGAUAUGAAUGUUAAAAAAACUUGUUACAAUAAAGAUUUUCUCCGCUCAUAAA
Schistocerca nitens (vagrant locust) is the source of this 1394-nucleotide messenger RNA. RefSeq names its product myeloid differentiation primary response protein MyD88 (gene Myd88). NCBI's taxonomy places the organism in Eukaryota, Metazoa, Arthropoda, Insecta, Orthoptera, Acrididae. Gene Ontology annotation, cellular component: plasma membrane. Gene Ontology annotation, biological process: innate immune response; positive regulation of canonical NF-kappaB signal transduction; defense response to Gram-positive bacterium. The transcript is spliced from 9 exons. The record is from RefSeq and is a predicted model, not a curated record. The coding region runs from base 154 to 1356 and encodes 400 amino acids. Gene Ontology annotation, molecular function: TIR domain binding; Toll-like receptor binding.